This is a messenger RNA of Rhinolophus ferrumequinum (greater horseshoe bat), 3019 nucleotides long. It is a transcript of the gene UBOX5, whose product is annotated as U-box domain containing 5. The coding region runs from base 341 to 1954 and encodes 537 amino acids. Gene Ontology annotation, cellular component: nucleus. Gene Ontology annotation, molecular function: ubiquitin-ubiquitin ligase activity; ubiquitin protein ligase binding. The record is from RefSeq and is a predicted model, not a curated record. Lineage: Eukaryota; Metazoa; Chordata; Mammalia; Chiroptera; Rhinolophidae. Gene Ontology annotation, biological process: protein polyubiquitination. The transcript is spliced from 6 exons.
CCCGAGUGUAGCUGGCGUAGUCGCAGUGGUGCGGCAGUCUGCGGGGUCUCGGGUCUGGUGUUCCGGCGCCCGCGCUGGCGAGACUCAGGGCUGUUGUGAGAUCUUCUGCUACACCUCGUAUCACACUUGAAUGUGCAUGCGAAUCAUUUGGGGAUCUGGAGAUGCUGAUUCUGUAGGUCUGCGGUGAGGCCUGAGAGCGCGUCUCGAGCCAGCUUCCAGGGGAGGCUGCUGCUGCUGUUCCUCAGGCCACACUUUGAGCAGGAAGGCCCUACGUUGUUUUGCUUAGUACCCGGGAUGGGGCUAUUUCUGAUGCUUGGAAGCUAUCCUUUCAGCCACAAAGAUGGUAAUAAAUCUUUGCCUUCCACAGUUCAGACCAAGAAUUCACUGCAACAAGAUAUCAGCUGAUGGCUAUGAAGUAGAAAAUCUCAUCUCUGAAGACCUCACAAAGAGAAGUCAUGGUUUUAGGACAGAGUAUUUCAUUAAGCCACCAGUCUAUGUGACAGUUUCCUUUCCCUUCAAUGUGGAAAUCUGUAGGAUUAACGUAGACCUUGCAGCUGGGGGAGGCCAGAAUGUCACUGGCCUGGAAAUGUACACGUCUGCCUCAUCCAGCAGAGGUUCUUGGACUACCCCCGAGGGUCGGACUCCGGGCCCAGCCGAGCCCUCCAUCCCGGACAGGGAGGCGUUCACCUUGGUCGGCAAAGUCUUUUUGAAAAACCAGAGCCAAGUGGUGUUUAACCACAGGGGGUUCAAGGCCAGGCCACCUUUUGGCCCAAUGGAAGCCACACUCCCUUCCCCUGCUGUUGUGGCCCAGGAGCUCUGGAAUAAAGGGGCUCUUUCCCUCAACCACGUGGCCCAUCUCAAGAUCUGUAUCACCCACGUGACAGGCAGCGGUAUCCCUUGCAUCAAGCGGUUAGAAGUGUGGGGUCAGCCAGCCAGAACCUGCUCGCAGGAGGUAAUAGACAGCGUCCUGCUGGUCGCCGCAGAGAGCCUCCCUCAGGACUUGGCUGCACAGGCCCCGGCCUUGCCCAUGGAGAGUGACUGUGACCCUGGGAGCCAGCAGGCGCCCUCCAGCCUGCAGGAGCUGGCGGAAGUGAUCCGGGACGUGCCUGAGGAGUUCCUGGAUCCCAUCACCCUGGAGAUCAUGCCUCGCCCCAUGCUGCUGCCCUCAGGCAAGGUCAUUGACCAGAGCACGCUGGAGAAGUGUAACCACAGUGAAGCCACGUGGGGCCGCGUGCCCAGCGACCCUUUCACGGGGGUAGCCUUUACUCCACACUCCCAGCCCCUGCCGCACCCCUCCCUGAAGGCCCGGAUCGACCAUUUCCUGCUCCAGCACUCCAUCCCUGGCUGCCACCUGCUUGGGCGAGCACAGACUGCUUUGGCAGUGACCCCUUCUUCCAUUGCUCUGCCGUCUCGGAAAAGGAAGAUGGAGCAGGCUGAACAUGUCCCAGACAGUAGCCUUGGUGUAAAUGCUUCCUGUUUUUCUACCACAAGCCUUCUGGUCACACCCACUACCUCAGAGCACACUGCUAAGAAGAUGAAAGCUGCCGGUGAGCUCGGGCUGGCGCACAUGGACUGCUCCACAGGUCCAGUGUCCCAUGAGCAGAAGCUGUCACAAAGCCUGGAAAUUGCCUUGACAUCGACACUUGGUUCCAUGCCCUCCUUCACGGCGCGGCUGACCAGGGGACAGCUCCAGCACCUUGGCACAAGAGCGAGCGGCACUUCCUGGAGGCCGGGCACUGGCUCGGAGCAGCCUGGGAGCGUCCUGGGACCCGAGUGUGCCUCCUGCAAAAGAGUGUUUUCUCCCUACUUCAAAAAGGAGCCCAUCUACCAGCUUCCCUGCGGCCACCUCCUGUGCCGGCCCUGCCUGGGUGAGAAGCAGCGCUCCCUGCCCAUGACGUGCACAGCCUGCCAGCAGCCAGUCGCCAGUCAGGACGUGCUGCGGGUCCACUUCUGAGUGACUGAACGCAGCCUGGAAGACCCGUUGCUGAGAGGAACAGGAGUGGGGGGCCACAGCUCCCCUGAGGCCUGGCCAGGUUCUAGGCACCGCAGGGCCUCUUCUUUCCCAAGGGCUUUCCCUUUAUUACCUCCCACAGUGUAGCACAGGCCUGGAGUGAGGGGUGGGGAGGGGCGCUCCACUCCUGCUCAAGUGGCAAUAGGAUAACAAAGCCAUAGUUUGGGCUGGGAAGGAUGGGAGAGAUGUCCCUGCCCUCCUGUACCUUCCUGCCCCCCCCCCCCACCAGAGCCCUGGACCUGCUAGAGCCAGCCCCACCCUGCUGAGGGCCCCCAAGUUACCUGCAUACACCCCCUCCCCAUCCUGCAGGGCGGAUGUGCGUGGAGCACAGUUGACUGGCUUGGGAUCUCAGAGAGAGCCUCGGCCUUCAGUGUCACCCACAAGUGGACCGUGCUGGGGGUCUGUGGAGUGAAUGACUCAGCCCCCUACUGGCAGAUUAUGCGGAGCCUUAAUAAAGCGAUGGCUGACGUCUGCUGUGGGCUUCCUCCUGGCGGAUUGCCUGUCUGUGUCGUCAUGCUCCUGUCCCCUACCUGCAUCCACGCAAAGUGGGACUGUCACAGGGCAGCAGCGAGCAGUCCCUGCAACCCGAGUCAGGCUACAAUUUGGGUCAGUGGCCUGAAGGGACAAAAAGUCGUGUUUUCAGAUGGGUGAUGUGUGUGGGUGGGGAGAGCUGAGUGCUCCCCCUGGGGCCGGGUGCCAGCGUGCAUUCAGCUGCCUCGAGGCAGAGCUGGCUGCUGCCCUCUGGGGAGGAAGGCACCUUUUCUGCCUGGGGCCCAUUUCAGGAAAACUACUUGUUUGUAGGCUGCAUUUUUUUUCCAUUCAAAAUUUAUUGAGUCCCAGAGGAAAAAUAGGUAGUCCUACAACUAUUUACUGUAUGGAAUAGAUUCUAGUCACUAGAAGAAUGUCAGGGAGAAACUACACUGCUUUUCCCUCUUACCUUCUGAGCAUGUCUGGGAAGGAGCAGGCUUCAUAUUUCAUCCUUGAGAUUCAUUCCAUCGUAGGCCCCUG